AUGUUGCCACCUGCUUCCACCAAUUUUCUCAAUUCAGACCGUGAUUUCGUCGAGACUUCAGGCCAUAUGAUCUCUGAAACCCUAGAGCUUGAUCUUAUUUCAGAAGAAAUUCCUGACAAUAGAAUACAUACCCCGCCGCCACGAAUAGCUGCCCGCUUUUAUCGACCGACCUCGACUCGUCGUAAAUCAUCCGCCGCAUCUUCCCGUCGCAGCUCAACCUCAUCGCUGCACUCCCACCAAUCAGUUUCUCGCCAUGCAGAGCCGCAAAGCAGCUUUAUCGCCCAGCAUCAGCGUCGUGCUUCCAUUAUAGAAGAUAAGAAGGCCCGACUGGCCGAUCGGGCUGCACAUGUAGAUAAGGUUCGCCUGCGCGCGGCUUUCUUUAAGGCGACGCCACGCUCCAAUACUAAUCGAGAGGAACGGGCUUUGGCAGCACAGCAGGCGAGGGAGAAGAAUUUGGCAGAAAUUGUGGCGACGUGUGCAGAAGAAGUGAAGCGAGCCAAGGGAAUUGCGGAGAGCAUGCGUGAAAAGCGAGAAGCUGACGGAAGAAAACUUCGCAAGGAAAUGGAAGAGAGGCUAGCUGAAGCAGAACGGCGAAGGGGAGAAAUUCUUAAUCGAGGCGGCAGUGUAAAGAGAGGACGCUCCCUGAGUCAGUCGCGAAAGAGUUCAUCCCCAUUUCUAGAAACUCGAGAAACUAUCGGCCUAGAUGCUGCAGCCCUUCGCAUCCAGAUGAUAUGGAGAGCUCAUCAAGCCAGGAAAUCUGUCAAAGAAUUUCAGGCUUUUAAUCUGAGCAUUGAGGCUCUCGGCAAUAAAUCGUUCGAUGAAAUAACUGAUCUCCUCGAACGAGAGCACGUACUUCUCACGACGGCGCGUAUCUUGAGACUGUGUGGUCUCAAAGGUGCCAAGGCAGAAUCGGUUCAGGAAAUUGCGACUGUAAGGAGCUUUCUCAGUGCCUUUCUGAUAGUUGGGCAUCCUGCGCAAACACUCAGCAAUAAGACCCAAGAUCAGUACCUAUGUCAGGAUCUGGUGAACAAAGCGCGAGCACUUCUUUUAUCGUUCGAAACAAUCCUUACGCGCUUUAAUCAGACAAAAUAUACUACCGUGUCCUCCAUAAACUCAUCCGAAUUCUCUCAACUAUACAUGUCAUUUUUCACCGCAUUCAUCGCAUGGAAAGCGCGAGACUCAGAAGCACUUAUCAACAUAUUAAUCGUACAAUUCACCGAACUCGAAUCAAUAUGGCUAUCGGUAAAAAGCAGUUCCGAAAAGGCGGUAGCGGAAUCUUACAAAGAUGGUAUUCGGGGCAAUCAAAUAAUUCUUAUGGCGCGAAUCAAACGCCUCGCCGGUGAAAAAAGGUAUAAGCAAUUAAUCUCUCAAGCCCUUAAAAAAGCUCAUGCAUCGCAUUCGAGCAAGAAAUCGUCACGCAUACCACCGCCACAGAAGGUACAGCAGGCGCUGCCUGCCACAACAACGACUGAUGAUCUCAUUAUUGUCGAGAAAACUAUGGCGGCUGCUCUACAUACACUAACGCCGCCGUCUCCACCUCAAAACCCACCAUCCUCACAUGUCGAUACCAUCAGAUUUGCUCAACCCCCUAUGCAAGGAAACCGGAUAAUCACACACGAAAUAGCCAUUGACAAAGAGUACCGAAUUGGCGAAGAUGUUCUUGCCGGAAAGAGUGCAGUCAUGCAAUCGGCAUUUGAAAAUAUGCGCAGAGAUAUAGCGUCCGGUAAUUCUGAUAUAUGGAUACUCGCUAUGGCCGAAAAUGUACGAGCUAAGCUCCAAAAGUUGCUCACCGAAGGAAAACCCCUACACUCUUCCAUUGGAGAAUGGCUUGACCACGAUCUUAUCGCAACCAAGCUUCGGCAUCAGUCAUUUUCAUGCGAUAAGUUCUUUGAGGAAAUGGGCCAUCUUCUUCCUAAGCUAUGUGCGCCAUUUAGGGACUCAGAGAUUCAAGCAAUAACACAGGAGAAGUUUCAUGACCCGGAUAUUGUCUCACGUUUAGAGGCCCUCAUGUACGCCCUCGAUAUUCUACAACUAGACUAUGCCAAUUUUCUCCUACAACGCCAGAUACCGUUGAUUCUAGAUAAUGCCGCCAAAUAUGAGACCUACCAAUUCAUGCAGCAAAUGUCAAAGCAAGGAUCUUCCCUUCGUUCGACGGAAAUGGCAUGGAUGCGCGCACGGCAAAAAGUGAUGUCUGAAAUAUCAAGACGGGACCCCGAAAAUAUCAAGGUACCCUGCAACGAUGCCACCGCUGAAAAAGUUUACUCGCAAAUGCUAGUCGAUACCUUCACCACCCCCAGCGACCCAGCUGAUAUCCCGGAGACCCUAAAGCUCGACCAGCAUCGCAUUCUACGGAUUCGAACCGAAGUGAUACGUAUUGUCACCUGCGGGGCAAUUCUACUCCAAUGCAAAAACCUUCUGAAGAGAGAAGUUCGUUCGCUUUGGAAGACCGAGGCAACUCGCAUUUAUUCGGUACUUGAGAAUACAAAAAAUUUCGAGCAGGCUGCUCAAGGAAUCCAGGCGGCCCUAGAGAGCUCUCGGAGUAUGCCUAAUGCUACUAAAACCUUAAUCCGCAAUCUUGUGAACCAAACUAUCACUGCCUCUGAGGCAACACAAACAGAGCCUAGAGAUCCUGUUCUCCGUCUACUCCUGACUAGACUGAGAGGUCAUAUUCUUAUCAGGGUAGGCGCUAGGACCGAAAGGGAAAAGCAUCAUAGCUCGAGCACAGCCGGCGAAAACCUCACAACCUUGGGAUUACCUGAAUUCGCACAAAGGGUUGGCGAUAUUGUCCAUGAGAUCUUACGAGUGGCCACUGUUGACCGUGAAGCGCAUGGCCAGUGGUAUGAGCAGAUCAUAGAAAAGUUUAGCGUCAAAUUGACUUCAGGCACCAAUGAAAUGGAAAUAGAUCCAUCCCUGUGCGGCUCAGAUGCAUGA
This is a messenger RNA of Blumeria graminis f. sp. triticale, 2931 nucleotides long. Lineage: Eukaryota; Fungi; Ascomycota; Leotiomycetes; Helotiales; Erysiphaceae. The record is from the annotation of a GenBank genome assembly.